Molecule: messenger RNA, 1291 nt
Organism: Chanos chanos (milkfish)
Lineage: Eukaryota; Metazoa; Chordata; Actinopteri; Gonorynchiformes; Chanidae
Gene: urod
Product: uroporphyrinogen decarboxylase
Exons: 10
Coding region: 66-1175 (369 amino acids)
Biological process (GO): heme biosynthetic process
Cellular component (GO): cytosol
Molecular function (GO): uroporphyrinogen decarboxylase activity
Source: RefSeq, a predicted model, not a curated record
GUUCUUGAUUGUUGUUUCGUAGUUGAAGCAUCUCAGCUGCCAAACCUGACUCUAAACUCAUCACAAUGAACAAGGAUGACUACAUACUCCCAAAGGACUUCCCUGAACUGAAGAAUGACACCUUCUUACGCGCGGCGCGAGGGGAGGAGAUCGAGCACGUGCCAGUAUGGUGUAUGAGACAAGCCGGCCGUUACCUGCCAGAAUUCCGUGAAUCCAGAGCUGGGAAAGACUUCUUUGAGACAUGCCGUUCUCCAGAGGCUUGCUGUGAACUUACACUACAGCCACUGAGACGCUAUCCCUUUGAUGCUGCCAUAAUCUUCUCAGAUAUCCUGGUGGUGCCCCAGGCUCUGGGCAUGGAGGUUCAGAUGGUCCCUGGAAAAGGCCCCACCUUCCCAGAGCCCCUUAAAGAACCGGAGGACCUCCAGCGUUUGCGGCCUGCGGUGGACGUGUCCGCGGAGCUGGGCUACGUCUUCAGGGCCAUCACGCUGACGCGGCACAAACUGGAGGGCAAGGUGCCCCUCAUAGGCUUCACUGGAGCACCGUGGACACUCAUGGCUUACAUGAUAGAUGGUGGAGGCUCCAACACGUACUCGAAGGCCAAGCGUUGGCUGUACCGGUACCCAGAGGCCAGUCACAAGCUCCUCAAACGGCUGACUGAUGUCAUCGUAGACUACCUGAUCGGACAGGUCGCUGCUGGGGCCCAGGCGUUGCAGGUGUUUGACUCUCAUGCUGGUUGUCUGGGCCCAGUCCAGUUUAAAGAGUUCUCUCUGACCUACCUGAGAGACAUUGCUCGCAGGGUGAAAGACAAGCUGAAGGACUCUGGUCUCGACAAUGUACCCAUGAUCGUGUUUGCUAAGGACGGACAUUAUGCUCUCGAAGACCUCUCAGAGUCUCAUUAUGAAGUGGUGGGGUUGGACUGGACCAUCGAUCCCCGCUCGUCCAGAGAGAGAACAGGGGGGAAAGUGACUCUUCAGGGUAACAUGGAUCCCUGUGCGUUGUAUGCGUCCAAGGAGGAUAUUUCAGAGACCGUGAAGAAGAUGCUGGAAGGUUUCGGUACCCGUGGGUACAUUGCCAACCUGGGUCACGGCCUGUACCCCGACAUGGACCCCGAAAACGUGGGUGCCUUCGUCAACGCGGUCCACACCCACUCUCGACAGCUCCUUAACCUUAAGUAAACCGUCUCACGCAACCAACGAGCAGAGCGGUCCAAACAAACAAACGCCGAGCCGUUCUGAUCUGGCCGCAUCCUCUACGUUUGAGUUUCUCUAAUCCGGCUCUGCUGUUUUUUUUG